CGUCACUCGCGACGGAAGGAAUGCAUAGGCCUGUUCAUUUGACGUCGUUUCUUUUUUCGGCUUGACAUUAUUCACAAUCUCAUUAUAUUCAUUGCAGUCACUCUGCGCUAGCGCACCACUGCCAACUGCCGCUACCACUGCCAUCCAGGAUAAAAAAUAAGCACCUUGGUCUCUCCCACACACCCCCGAUGCUCGAGCAGGUGCGGCUGGUUCUCAUCGCAUUUGCCAUCGGCUACCUCUCUCGACAUUUCAAUCCGCUCAACUGGGGCCAAAUCAAAGAGGUCGUUCUAAACAAACUAGGCCAACUCUCGCCCGCACUCCUUGCGCUUCUCGGCGUUCUGGUCACUAUCGCCUCGCUCUUCCUGCUUCUCUGGCCUCUGGAAAAAAUCGCCGACUGGGAGGCCCGACGCAGCAGCGGAUACAAAUACCGGACGUCUGCUAGAGAGCACCUCAAACGCCGCGGCAGCUUCUAACUUUAUUAUAUUCCUAUUUACAAAAUGACCACUAUGGACGCGCCGAGUUCGGGCCAGCAACCCGGGGAAGAGCUGGUGUUCAAGAUAUUCUGGCCCAUGCACCUGUGCAAACCGCUCAACGAGAGUGGAUACCUGGUCGGAUGGAACCUAGGCACUGCCGGCAUUGUGGUUGCCAGCAAGGCGUCAUAUGCCAAUGCCGCACAGGUGUCUACGUACUUGUCCGAGUUUCACCAGUCACUAUCAUCAGACCCUGAUUCCACAGACCCGACAAGCCCGCCUGCUGCUCGAGGAAUUUGCGACCGGCGCUUUUGGACGCAGCUGGACCAUCCACCGCCCCUGCCACCUCGCAUUGUUGGGUAUCUGAGCCGCGAGGGCGAGGGCCUUUGCGAGCCCGACGCCCGCGAUUCCAGCUACAUUUGGAUCGAGGCAUUCACUGCACGCAAACAGGUUGCAUUUCGCUCCAUCCAGUCGUUUGGCACCGCAGUCCCUGCCCGCAUCAUAUUGUUUCUCUAUGAGGAGAGCGUCGGGGAGCCCUGGCAUUUUUACUCUGCCUCACCAAUCAUUCUCGAUCUUACUACUUUGCUGGCCGGCGACUGCCAUGAGUACGCUGCAGUACCCGGGGACCACAGCGGCCCGACCUUGCAGCGCGUGCUGGACCACACCAAUGCCGCCGGCCAGGUGUAUGCCCACCUGGAGGGCGGCAUCGGUGUUGUUAAUGCUGAUGAAACAAGCGGCUUGCGGAAACUCAUAUGUGAUACUUUAUUCACAGACCCUGCUGCCCACACGCUUGGGCAGGUGCGGGAGUCAGCCUCAGCAGCUGCCGCCCGGUUGUGCGGCUCACUCCUUGUUUUAUCCACAUACUUGCUGAACGCUCUGGAGCUGAACCUGCUGGGCGCGCGGUUCAAGGACCUCUCGGCUGUUGGGCAGCAGCUCAACCUGAUCGUGCGCCGGGCAUCCUAUCUGAUUGAGCAGUGGAAUGCCUCGUACUACACCCGGCGACCAGUGCAUGGGGCACGAAGACACAACGCGCAAUUUGUGAGCUUUUGGAAUAGCGCUUGGGUCAUUGCCCUGGAUCUCCUGAUCGGCUGCUUUCUAGGAAUUUACUUGGUUGUGUAUUCCCAAUGGGUGAGCGAGUUCGUUGUGACCAACCUGCGCCUGCACACGGUGACUUCGUUGGAGCAGACUAUCGAUUGGCUGCGCAAGUGGCCGGCGGGACUGAAGCUCAACAAUGGCCUGGAUGGAUUCCUGGCGGAGCUAUUCCUGUGGCUCAUUCAUUUCUGGACCGUCAUCUUCCAGCCAUUCACCAAGUGCCUGCGCGCUGUGGUCAUUAUUGCUGGGUGGUCAGGAUUUCUUGGCGGAUGCUCCAUGCAGCUGGCCAUUCUGUCUGACACUCUGGCCCUGACCACUCUGCACACAUAUUGGUUCUACAUCGUCGCCACGCGCAUAUUCCACUGGCAGUUGGUUACCCUGUACUCCUUGUUCAACCUGUUUCGUGGGCGCAAGCACAAUGUUCUGCGCAACCGCAUCGACAACUGUGACUACGACCUGGACCAGCUGCUCAUAGGGACUAUUCUCUUCACCCUGCUCACGUACCUGUUCCCAACAGUGCUCGUGUACUAUGUCAUGUUUGUCAGCCGCCGCCUAGUCGUGAUCAUGGCUCAGGGUCUGUUGGAGAUUUUGCUUGGUAUCCUGAACCACUGCCCGAUAUUUUAUUUUUUUCUGCGUCUGCGCGACCCGCGGAUGUUCCCCGGAGGCGUGUCCUACGAUGUAAAUAGCAAGUACUCGCGGAGAUUUAUCGAGGCCGCCUGGGACCUGCCCGGCGCCCCAGUGAGACUAUCGAGGGACCCCAUUCCGCUGUCGGCGAGGAACCGUAUAAACGUGACAGUUGUGCAGAUGGACCAGGUGGCAAUGCCAUUUUCGGCAAUUUUCUUCCAGUAUUAUCACAUCUGGGCUCAGUUUAGCGCCAGCUACCUGUCCCUGAGCCUGCUGCGGUCUUUGGUACUCGGAAAUGUUGUAAGGCCGGUCCCGCGACUACAGCACUCGAUGAUUCCUGGCCUGUCUUCAACGAGCAACUUGCUAGCGGAGGGUGCCGGGUUUGAACAAAGGCCAAAUGGCACUUCCCGAGCCAAAAACUGAUUAGCGCUUUUUAAUAUUCGGUAAAUCACAAUUGUGUUAUAAUUGAUCAGCCGUAAUUAUUUGCCACUUCCGGCUAAUAAUUGCCGUACAAUGUGUA
Molecule: messenger RNA, 2706 nt
Organism: Kickxella alabastrina
Lineage: Eukaryota; Fungi; Kickxellomycota; Kickxellomycetes; Kickxellales; Kickxellaceae
Product: N-acetylglucosaminyl transferase component-domain-containing protein
Exons: 1
Coding region: 498-2609 (703 amino acids)
Biological process (GO): GPI anchor biosynthetic process
Cellular component (GO): membrane; endoplasmic reticulum
Source: RefSeq, a predicted model, not a curated record